AUGUCCACCGACCGCGAUGCCUUGACCUCUCGAGAGAUCCCAUUCAUGAAUCUCUCAAAUGUCUCCGACCCAAAUUGUCUUACGCACCCACCACGACCAUUACCCAAGACGCUACCUGCAGCCGAACGAGCAGCAGCACGCUUCGCCGUGGAAGGCAAUGUUGUCAUAACCGGCGGCGCCGGCACCCUCGCUCUCUCCACCGCCCGCGCCCUCCUCGAACACGGCGCCACCGGCAUCGCGCUCUGGGACCUCGAAACCACCCUCCGCUCCUCCCAAUCCGCCAUCCACAGCCUCGCCACCUCCUUCCCCAACGCACGCAUCUUCGGCGUCAGCGCCGACGUCACCUCCAAGGACUCUAUUGCCGAGGGCAUCACUGCGACGGUCCAGACGUUGGGUUCUGUAGACCAUCUGUUCUGCUUCGCUGGUAUUGUUGGAUGUUUUAACGCGAUGGAGAUGACGGAGACGCAGUGGAGGUCUACGCUGGAUGUUAACACUACGGGCGCUUUUCUGACUGCACAGGCGUGCGCGAAGCAGAUGGCGAUUCAGCAGCGCGGAUCGCCCGGUUGCAGCAUCACGCUCACAGCGUCCAUCUCUGGACAUAGGGUCAACUUCCCGCAACCGCAGGCGGCGUAUAAUGUUUCUAAAGCCGCGCUCAUCAGCCUCAAAUCCUCCUUAGCCGCCGAAUGGGCCGUUCAUGGCAUCAGAGUCAACAGCAUCAGCCCUGGCUACAUGGACACGGUCCUCAACGCCGGCGAAGGCAGGAUCGCGGAGAUGAGGCAGUCGUGGGCUGAUCGGAAUCCUAUGGGCCGGAUGGGGGCCGUAGGGGAGCUGGAUGGGAUUUGUGUUUUAUUGGCAUCGAGAGCCGGGAGUUAUAUGAAUGGGGCAGACUUUGUGGUUGACGGAGGGGCCUGUUGCUUCUGA
Molecule: messenger RNA, 921 nt
Organism: Saxophila tyrrhenica
Lineage: Eukaryota; Fungi; Ascomycota; Dothideomycetes; Mycosphaerellales; Extremaceae
Exons: 2
Coding region: 1-921 (306 amino acids)
Cellular component (GO): intracellular anatomical structure
Molecular function (GO): oxidoreductase activity, acting on NAD(P)H, oxygen as acceptor
Source: RefSeq, a predicted model, not a curated record